ACCAAUAAUAUACAGAAGCGAACUUGUUACGAGCCAUAAUUGUCCGGAAAAUAGGACCAAGGGCUAUUGAUUGUUGCCCUCGCCCUUGGAUAUAAAGACACUUGGAAUACCUCCCGUCCGCACCCCAGAUGUCCUGCUAAUCCCACUCCGCAAAAGCCCCCUUCAACAAUUUAUCCUCACAGAUCGAUUAUUCUUCCACAAUAUGUCUGGAGAUACCUACAAUAUCGUUCAAUCGCGCUAUGGGGGUAUUGCUAAAUACAGUGAUAACACCCAGCCGAGCGAAGUAGAAGAGAAUAUCGCCAGGGCAUUCGGCUACACUGCGGGGGAUCUUAGUGCGCUGCCAGAGAAGGCAAACCUCGGUUUAAGCUGUGGAAAUCCCGUUGGUUUCGCGAACUUGAAAGAGGGCGAAACGGUUCUGGAUCUUGGCAGUGGUAGCGGCAUUGAUGUCCUUCUGGCGGCUCAUAAAAUUGGCCACAAUGGACAGGCCAUCGGCAUUGACAUGACAGAAAAGAAUAUCGAAAAGGCCGGCCUGUCCAAUGCAAAGAUUAUCGAAUCCAAUGUCAACUGCAUACCGCUGCCUGACUCCAGCAUUGACUGCAUUAUCAGCAACUGUGUUAUCAACCUGGUGCCGGCGACAGACAAAGAGGCUGUUUUUAAGGAGAUCGCUCGACUCCUGAAGCCGGGUGGAAGAGUAGCAAUCAGUGAUAUCCUGGCUAGGAAACCGCUCCCGGAUACCAUUACCAAAAGCAUGGCGCUUUAUAUCGGGAGAUACAGCACAAUGGCGUAUUCCGCUACUGCUCAACCUGGGCCUACUAUCCCCUCAUUCAUUAACAAACUCCCAUCUCUCGCAAUAUCUGAGAGCGAGGAUGACGCCAAUAUUCGCCAUAAAUAUCGCCCCUUUCUUCUUCUUGACGAUGGCGCAUCUGACGACUGGGUCAAUAAGUUAGAGUUAACAACCGCCAUGGAGAUGGCAGCGCAGGAGCUGCGACAAUCAAACAACAGAUUGAAAGUGCUAGUGUUGUACGGCAGUCUCCGCCAAAGAUCUUAUUCGCGUCUCGUGGCAUUGGAAGCUAGCAGGAUUCUGUUCCGCCUAGGGUGCGAUGUCCGCGUGUUCAAUCCCGACGGUUUACCAGUCAAAAAUGAUACCGACCACGACCAUCCUAAGGUGCAGGAACUCCGAGACCUCAGUAAAUGGAGCGAUGGGCAUGUUUGGAUAUCACCUGAACAGCAUGGCAACCUGACCGCCGUAUUCAAAAAUCAGAUCGAUUGGAUCCCGUUAACCACAGGCAGCGUGCGUCCCACACAGGGCCGGACGCUUGCUAUCGCGCAAGUAUGUGGCGGGUCGCAAUCGUUCAAUGCUGUCAAUUCCCUGCGGAUUCUCGGAAGGUGGAUGCGCUUGUUUACAAUUCCCAAUCAGUCAUCUAUCCCGAAGGCAUAUACGCAUUUCCCCGCUGAAGGUCAACCGGGGGACCAGAGACUUCUCCCUAGUGGUAACCGGGACCGGCUGGUUGAUUGUAUGGAGGAGUUCGUGAAAUAUACCAUCCUCAUGCGACCUCACCUGGACCUUUUUGGUGAUCGGUUCAGCGAGCGGGAAGAGAAGCGGAUCAAGGAGAUGAAGGAACGAGCCAAACAAGUAUGA
This is a messenger RNA of Aspergillus neoniger CBS 115656, 1639 nucleotides long. RefSeq names its product arsenic resistance protein ArsH. Lineage: Eukaryota; Fungi; Ascomycota; Eurotiomycetes; Eurotiales; Aspergillaceae. Gene Ontology annotation, molecular function: oxidoreductase activity. The transcript is spliced from 5 exons. The coding region runs from base 203 to 1639 and encodes 478 amino acids. The record is from RefSeq and is a predicted model, not a curated record.